ACAACAAGGGAAGUUUUUAUUGAAACGUUUGUUGUAUUUUAGGGAGUAUUUAUCAUAUUUUCUCGUCGAAAUCAUGACGAUUUUACCCAAGAAGAAGCACCAAGAUAGUAAGAAGAAUGAGGCAAAUACAAGCAACGAUUUAAGGCAUGCUAGGUCGCGAAAUAACUGUGCUAGAACAAGUGGAGAACGGGCAAACAGAUCACCUGAUGAGAUAAACGAAAGCAGUGUGUAUCGUAGUGGAAAUAUAGAACUACGAAAUACGUCCGAGAGUAGUAGCAAUGGAAAAAGACGAUAUAGGAACACUAAUAACGAAUACAGACGGCGGGACGAGACGGGUUAUAAUAGCGAGGAUGAAUAUGAUGCCUCCAAAAACGACGAUCAACCGUCAGAGGAGAUGGAGCGGAAUUUCGAAAAGAUCUUAAAAGAGAAAAAGGGUUUCGUAAUCAAGAAAACUGUGGAAGAUGGGGCUUGCUUGUUCCGAGCUGUUGCGGAUCAAGUCUAUGGGGAUCAAGAGAUGCACUCGAUUGUGAGGCGUCAUUGUAUGGACUACAUGGUAAAGAAUGCUGAUCAUUUCUCGCAAUAUGUCACAGAGGACUUUGAUGAGUACAUUAAGAGGAAACGAGCCAACAAUUGCCAUGGCAACAACAUUGAGAUGCAAGCAUUAAGUGAGAUGUACAACCGGACCAUAGAAGUGUAUAAAUAUAGUUUAGAACCAAUCAAUACAUUUCAUGCCUCGUAUCAAUCGGAUUACGAGCCAAUACGACUUAGUUAUCACAACAACAUCCACUACAACUCUAUAAUUGAUCCUUAUAAUCCCUCGGUUGGUGUUGGCCUUGGACUUGCGGGUUAUAACCCCAAGCUUGUCGAUAAGAAGAAUGUACAUGACGCCGUGAAGAAAUCCGAAGAACCGUUGAUUGAGAAGGAGAUGCUCGAGGACAAGUUGAGAGCGACAGAUUGGGAGGCAACGUACGAAGCGAUGGAGGAAGCAGUUGCAAGGGAGUCAUAUCUCGAGUGGUUGAAGGAGAAUGAACGACGAUCUAGGAAAGUUCAACAUUCCAAAGGCUCGGCAGGAGCAACGAGUAGUACAUCAACCGUCACUUCGGGCGAAUCCUCCAGAUAUCGAAACAUUUCAUCCCCAACGCGUGUGGAACCAGAUAGUCCUCCCCCAAACAAAUCUCCCCGUCACUCUCCCCCGGACUCUCCUAAACCAUCACGCGCGAACUCCCCGAAGAUGACGUCAUCGGAUAUUAGUUUGAUAACAUCAUCGACAAUCAUGACAGUUAGCGGUGUUCAAUCUAAGUCGACUCAUGUGAAUACUUCACCUAAGACUUGUUAUUCGGAAGGAAAUAGUUUGAGAUUCAAAACAGAGUACGGAUCUGGAGAUUAUGGCUCCACGGCGUUUGGUUGGGAAGACGAUGAAGGUUUGCUUGCUGCUGUGCUCGCUGAAUCGCAAAAAGAAUACUUGGACAGUUUGAAACGUAGUAUGAAAGAAACUGAGACAAAUAGCAAAGGUCAUCCUCAACCGAAGAAUUGACCAACGGCGACGAUUCUAAGUUUUAGGAGAAUGGGACCGGGUCGACCUCAAUGAGAUGACUUAGGUAUCUAUGAAAUUAAGGGGGGUUGUUUUGUUACUUUAUGAGUUGGCCCCAUAGUGUAGCUCGACCCUGUCCUUUUUGCGAGUAUCGUAUUCACUUAAUGCAUGUAUAUAUUGAUGUUGUUGAUGUGUAAAAUAACUGGUUUGUUUUAAAGCUUUUUGUUGAUCAAGUUUUAACAUGGGAUGAGUUGUUCAAUCGUAUUGUUACUUGUUGCCCCUGUACUGGCCGAAGUUCGUCUAUGGUUGAUUAGUAUACAUAAUUAGCUGUAUCUACAUCUUCUACGAAGAAAUCUGUUUCGAUGCUUUUCUGACAAUUUCUUUCACGCAGUAUAUGCACUUAGAACAAGAUAUACUCUAUGCUAUCGACGACAGCUUGAAUAUAAUGUGGCGGUACAUGCCUCCAUUUUGCAAUUUUUUAAGAACCCGAUGGUUGUUCCUUACAACGAAAUGGUAUAAUUUUUGCUUCAUUGUUCAUUUUCAACACAACUUUUGGCAGGUAAACUUUCGUGAAAACGUCACUAUACAACGCCCGUUAUUGUCAACUUCAAAUUUUAUCCCUUUUUAAAUCGUUUAUUACAGUAGAUUGUGUUAAUUCUGUCUUUUCAUUUUGCUUGCAAACCUUUGAACAACUGGUUUCACGUUUAAAUAAUCACAUAGUCAGUUAAGAGAUAUUCUGAUCUUGUAUAAUUUGGUGUACUCAUCUAUAGAUUGAAUCUGUUGUGUAAUUUUCGCCAUAGUUCUCUUCAAUUAUCAUAAUGAAGAAGUGAA
Messenger RNA from Xenia sp. Carnegie-2017, 2362 nucleotides. Its product is annotated as OTU domain-containing protein 5-A-like. The record is from RefSeq and is a predicted model, not a curated record. Gene Ontology annotation, molecular function: K63-linked deubiquitinase activity; cysteine-type deubiquitinase activity. The transcript is spliced from 9 exons. Lineage: Eukaryota; Metazoa; Cnidaria; Anthozoa; Malacalcyonacea; Xeniidae. Bases 74 to 1534 code for a protein of 486 amino acids. Gene Ontology annotation, biological process: protein deubiquitination.